AUGGAUCGACGCAAUGGCGGAACAAACUUGGCGCCACCACGGCCCCCGAAAUCGUUGCCCCGUGUGCAUCGUCCCCGGGCUCCAGAGCCCAAUAACAGUUUGUCGACGACGACAAGUACAACAUCCGGUAACAUUGUUGCUUCGUUGUCUACUGCACCACCGAUGAGUAUGCUUCCAACAGACACCAGAAAUGCCGGGGAGGUCAAAGAAACCCCCAUUAAUGUUCUAAGCGGUAACAACGCUUUACCACCCCAACUUUCACCGAAGCCGCUUCAUCUAAUCGGAUGUAGUAACAAGAAGCCACCACCGGUUGCUCUGGCCAGUGCUGGAAACAUCGUCACGCUGAGGUUCAGUGAUUUAAGUAACUGCAGUAAUAUACCUUGUAAUAGCAUCAGCAAUGUUAGCAAUAUAAACAUUGCCAACAAUAAUUCCCAACAUCCCGGCGGAAGCAGCAUCAGUGCUGUUACCGGAGCAAGCGAGGCGAGUUGUGGACGUAACUUUAACGCUAGCCUAAGAAACAACGUUAUCCGAGAAGGAUGUAAGAGUAAUAAUAAUAAUAGUAGUGAUAGUAGUAAUGUUAGUAAUACUAGUAGUAGAAGCAGCAGCAGCACGAGUAGUAAUAGUAGCGCCAUCAACACCACCAAUAACAACAAUUGCAACAGUAGGCAGUCCACUUCGUUUUCUCCUUCACUUCCACCUCAUUAUCUUCAUCACCAUCAUGGAGGAGCAGGAAGUAAUCGAAGCAUCAGUAGCAACGCUUCGACCGUGUCAACUGCGUCUUCAAAUGCUUCAUCGACAGUGGCGUUGCUGAGGUCGCAGGUCACGCCACUUGUGUCACUACAGUCCCGGUUGUCUCCACCUACAUCCCGAUCGCCAUCCAGCCAUCUCCAUACAGCGAGCCUUUUAUCCGACCGGCCUACGUCUCCGGCCAUCAACAACAGCAGCAAUGCGUUUGCCCGCCGACGUCUGUCACCUGUCCUGCAAGGUGGCCCUGGCUAUCUUUCACAUAACCAUCACCAUCUACCAAGUAUUCAAGUGGGAAGUGUAACAACAACAACAUCGACAUCGGACUUAUUGCUUCCAGUAGAUCAAUCGAUUCCAGUGGCAUCGAACGCAGCCGCCGUCGUUCCAACAACCCCCGUAUCCCUUUCGGCUCCAAGACCUGAAAACGAACGCCUUGCAAACGAGUACGUGGACACACCCUUCAGUCGGCAUUGCAGUGGCGGAAGUGAACUAUCUGGUGUUGGAGGGACGAUAAACAUUCCAUCGUUUGGCAUUCGGGGAGGUUCUGGACCGGGUAGAGGAACUGACGACCCCGCGAAUGGUUCAUACUCUUCAUCAAUUAGGGAGGCUAACUCGAUAAUCACGGGUCAGCCGCGACUCAACACCACGUCGAUGAUCGUUGAACGAUUGCCGUCUGCGAUCAUUCUCAGAAGCAUAGACAGUACUACAACAAACGAUGUAAACGAAGAAGAAAAGAGCUUACAUUCAUCUACAGCAGCGUCAGAGGCCAUCAUUCCUCCCCGACGACCAACGUUACUGCCACUUCAGCUGACGGUAAACGCUUCGUCUCUUCCCAUCACUAAGCAACCGUCGAAGACCGUACCAACGACAAUGACGUUGAAGGACACCGGCGGCUCCGAUCUACACGAGCGUCUUGAGUUGGAUCAUCACUAUCACCAUCACCAUCAUCACUCGACAACUGAUCGUCCGCUAGUUUCAACUGUUGGCGGUGGCGGGGACGGCGGGGGCGGUGGUACUGGAAACCUCUUGCCAUUCGGAAGAGCCGGUACCGAUGGAGGGUUACUUGGUUCUAUUACUUGUCCCCGAUGUCGCCGAUGUCGCUGCGAGGAAUGUCAGCGCCCCCGAUCCCUGCCCUCACGUUGGCUCUGUGACAAUAGUUGUCUUUGCAGCGCGGAAACGAUUAUCGAUUAUGCGUCCUGUUUAUGUUGCGUCAAAGCUCUCUAUUAUCACUGCUCCAAAGACCACGAACUGGAACGCGACGUGGUGGCUAGAGCUGGGGGUGGCAAUUACGGCGUCGCUAGCAACGGAGACGCCGGCACGAUCGAGACGAUUUCUUGUGCCGAUGAUCCCUGCUCCUGUGUUCCACACAAGCGUGCCACACGCUGGGGAUGUCUGGGGGCGCUUUCACUGGCUCUUCCAUGUCUCUGGUGCUACUGGCCAAUGCGUGCGUGUGUGGCCGUGUGCGCACGCUGCUAUGCCAAACAUUCCCGCCACGGUUGUCGCUGUACGCUACAGCAGCUGCAGCAACAGCAACAGAUAAUCGGAAGUAGUGCGGGCAGCGGUCCUCUUCUGUUGCUUGCCUCGAGAGGUAACGGUUCUAUGGGUAGUGUGAGCAUGAGUAUUCAUGGAGCUGGUGAUGGCGCAAUGGCGGACAAUGGUAUCGUGGAAGGACAGGGACAACAGCAGAUAGAAGGUAAAUCCGGUCCAGACUCUGUCUCGUCGCCGUUGCAACAUCUCCAUCACCAUUUGCACCACCAUCUGCAUCAUCACCAUCAUCACCAUCACCACAACAACAACAAUGGAGGGCGACGGGGAGGCUCUGAGGUAACGACACCCGAGAAGGGACUACUCGAUUCCAGUCCGGAUGGGCACUGA
Anopheles cruzii is the source of this 2619-nucleotide messenger RNA. It is a transcript of the gene sty, whose product is annotated as protein sprouty. Gene Ontology annotation, cellular component: membrane; cytosol. Gene Ontology annotation, biological process: negative regulation of fibroblast growth factor receptor signaling pathway; animal organ development; multicellular organism development. Bases 1 to 2619 code for a protein of 872 amino acids. The record is from RefSeq and is a predicted model, not a curated record. Lineage: Eukaryota; Metazoa; Arthropoda; Insecta; Diptera; Culicidae. The transcript has a single exon.